CUCCUCUUUGCUCAUUCCCAGAAGAAAAAAAUUAAACACAAAUCAAGAACUAUUUUCUCUUCAAAAAUGGUGUCAAAAUCUCUCAAGAAAACACCAACUAAGUCUAUUAAAGACCGCCGCCGCCGCCAAAAGAAGAAAUCUCCGGCGAAAAUAAGCUGUUCCGGUGGCGGUUCUUCCUCCAAUGCCAUCUUUGCUUCCAUCAACAAAACUAUCUACACUUGCAAGCGCCGCCUCGCGAAGAUUUUCUCCAAGUUGGCGAAAAUUGGUACGCCGAAUUCGCGUUAUAAAGGCUACAAAAUCUUGAAAAAAGGGCUGUUUAAAGAUCGUAAAAUGAAAGAAGAUGAAAUUAGUACUCAAGAACAUAGUAUUUGUAAGGCUUUGUUCGUUAAUGAGAAGUUACCGCCUUUAAUUUCCGCGAAAAGAACCGUGUUUCUUGAUCUUGACGAGACUUUAGUUCAUUCCAAGGCGGACCCUCCUCCGCAUUUCUUUGAUUUCGUUGUAAAGCCGAAUAUUGAAGGCGAAAUAAUGAACUUCUACGUGUUGAAGCGGCCCGGAGUUGAGGAGUUCUUGGAAGCAUUGGCGGUUAAGUACGAGGUGGUGGUGUUUACUGCCGGAUUAAAGGCGUAUGCGUCGCUUGUUCUUGAUAAGAUUGAUAAGAAGGGAGUGAUUUCGCAUCGGUUAUAUAGAGAUUCGUGUAGAGAAGUUGAUGGGAAGUAUGUUAAGGAUUUGUCUGAGAUGGGGAGGGAUUUGAAGAAAGUUGUGAUUGUUGAUGACAAUCCGAAUUGCUAUAGUUUGCAGCCUGCAAAUGCUAUUCCGAUUAAGGCGUUUAUCGAUGAUCUUAGAGACGGAGAGUUGGGGAAGUUGACUCAGUUUUUUAAUGGGUGUGAUGGUUGUGAGGAUAUGAGGGUAGCAGUUAAGAAAUUUGUUGGUGAAGGGGUUAAUAAGAAGGUGAAUGUAUGACAAUGGUAGAUUGUUUGCUUUAAGUUUUUCAUCUUUUGUAUUUUCUUUAGGCUUUUCACUUAAUUAUUGUGUUGAACAUAAAAUUUGUUCACUCUCAAAUGAAUUGAGAAACUUGAAUUAUGAUAACAAUAGCCUUUAAUUUA
Messenger RNA from Mercurialis annua (annual mercury), 1103 nucleotides. RefSeq lists its product as uncharacterized. The transcript has a single exon. The coding region runs from base 67 to 960 and encodes 297 amino acids. Lineage: Eukaryota; Viridiplantae; Streptophyta; Magnoliopsida; Malpighiales; Euphorbiaceae. Gene Ontology annotation, molecular function: phosphoprotein phosphatase activity. The record is from RefSeq and is a predicted model, not a curated record.